AACACGUGAAAAACCUAUCGAACGUAAAAAUAAUGACUCCAAGCACAGGAAAGAAAUUCAAACGAACCUUAACGUCAAUGCGAUUAAAGUGGCCAACCUGCGACCCCCAAAAAUUUUUCCUCUUCGCACAAUUGCGCAAGCACUGGUCGCUGAUCCCUCUGGUAGCGCUUAAUUGUCUGAUAUUCACAGCCAUACCCCUUUUUGCCUGGCACAGGACCUUCGUGACUACUAUCGACGUACAACUCGGUAAUUAUCAGCGUUGGGAGAUACCGACGGUCCCGCGGUUCUUUGACCUACGUAAUCCUCGCAACCUUAAGCAGAGAGCUCGUGCCGAUCCGGUUUCGCGCAACCUGGACGCCACCACCAACGGCACAUAUACCGCUUUUCCGUUUUCUCUCGUCUUCGAGGCUACUACAUGAAGAAAGAGGAGAUAACGGAGAGAAACAAAUUGCGUGAGAGAAAUAGAGAGAGACAGAUAAAGAGAAUACGAGAAAAUAAUUGUUAAAUAAAAGUAUGCGACGAAAUUCAAGAAAGAAAAAAAGAAAAAAAAAACCGAGCAGAGCUCUAGCUACGGUGCGUUACGUGUCUCGUUCCCUGUACACAGUACACUCAGCGCCAUGAGUCUUAUUAACAUUUAACUCGAAAAAUAAAAAAAAAAAUAAAAAAUUCAAAAAUUAACUUUCUCUCAAGAGUUCGUAUACACCUUACUCGUGCGUACUUAAUUUUUCAAAAAAA
Messenger RNA from Cephus cinctus (wheat stem sawfly), 735 nucleotides. RefSeq lists its product as uncharacterized. Bases 33 to 419 code for a protein of 128 amino acids. The record is from RefSeq and is a predicted model, not a curated record. The transcript is spliced from 4 exons. Lineage: Eukaryota; Metazoa; Arthropoda; Insecta; Hymenoptera; Cephidae.